CUCUCCUUUGUCACCACCCGGCACCUGAUCUGGAGGAGCCGCCUCUGCCGUGGCUGAGCAACACGUGGAAACGGCGGGGUGGGACCCGGCAUCCUGCGCGCCUGGCCUGGGCCUCCGCCCGGCCUUUCCCCACCUCACCUCGGCUCACCUGCCGGUCGUGGGGCGACGGAGGAGCUCGUCCUGCAUUUUUGAGGUCACAAUUUAGGUUUACAGCAAAAAUGCUUUCAGAACAGACAGCAUCCCUGGGGACAGGAUGGGAGUCAAUGAAUGUCCAGAUGGAUGGAGCAGAGCCCCAGGUGGAAAGGGGAAUCCAGGAAGAAGGGCCAUGGAGAACAGUACCAGGGCCGCUGGAGCACCUGUGCUGUGACCUUGAAGAGGAGCCACAGUCCCUUCAGGAGAAGGCUCAGUCAGCUCCCUGGGUUCCUGCCAUUCCCCAGGAAGGGAGCACUGGAGAUUGGGAGAUGGCAGCUGCACUUCUUGCGGCAGGAUCACAGGGCCUGGUAACCAUCAAGGAUGUGUCACUGUGCUUCUCUCAGGAGGAGUGGCGGAGCCUGGACCCUUCUCAGACAGACUUUUACGGAGAAUAUGUCAUGCAGGAAAACUGUGGGAUAGUGGUCUCUCUAAGAUUUCCAAUUCCCAAACUGGAUAUGCUUUCUCAACUAGAAGGAGGGGAGGAACAAUGGGUCCCUGACCCCCAGGACUUAGAAGAGAGGGACAUCCUGAGGGUCACAUAUACAGGAGAUGGAAGUGAGCAUGAGGGGGAUACCCCUGAACUAGAAGCAGAACCUCCCAGAAUGUUAUCUAGUGUGUCUGAAGAUACUGUUCUCUGGAACCCAGAGCAGGAUGAGAGCUGGGAUUCCAUCCCCAGGAGCUCCAGAGGAAUGCUCCUGGGCCCACCUUUUCUUCAGGAAGAUAGCUUCUCAAACCUUCUGUGUAGCACAGAAAUGGAUUCCCUGUUAAGACCGCACACGUGCCCCCAAUGUGGGAAACAGUUUGUGUGGGGCUCCCACCUUGCCAGGCACCAGCAAACACACACUGGGGAGAGGCCCUACAGCUGCCUCAAGUGUGAGAAGAGCUUUGGGCGAAGACAUCACCUGAUCCGACACCAGAAAACCCACCUACAUGACAAGCCUAGCAGGUGCUCUGAGUGUGGCAAGAAUUUCCGAUGCAACUCCCAUCUGGCCAGCCACCAGAGAGUGCAUGCAGAAGGCAAAUCCUGCAAGGGCCAAGAGGUUGGAGAGAGCCCAGGGGCUAGGAAACGGCAGCGCACCCCACCAGUGCCAAAGUGCCACGUGUGCACAGAGUGUGGGAAGAGCUUUGGCCGACGGCACCACCUGGUGAGACACUGGCUGACCCAUACCGGGGAGAAGCCCUUCCAGUGCCCUCGCUGUGAGAAGAGUUUCGGCCGUAAACAUCACCUGGACAGGCACCUGCUGACCCACCAGGGACAGAGUCCCCGGAGCAGCUGGGACAGAGGGACAUCUGUCUUUUGAAAUCUGUUUCUGCUGCAGCUGUGGUCACAUCUGUCAGCUGGUGCUACCAGGAGUCUCUGCCAGAGCUGCCCCUCUCCUAUAGCCCAGUGGCCAGAAUCAUGAGCCCUGGCCCCAUCCUUAGAAAGAUGUGGUACCACCAUUGGCCAGAGCAUUUCUCACCAGUUCUGUGAGAUGCCACAUGAAAUAGAGUUCUUUGGGCAAAAACUUUUGGGAAACAGUGCUUCCUCCAUGGGCUGAUAUUCAGCCUUAGCCCUCUCUCCAGGGUAGAGAAGAACCAGCAAUUUGUGGCUAAGGCCCAUUCUGAUUGGUUGGAGCCUAUGCCAUAUCCGUUGUUAAAUAUUUUGAGUAUCAGUUUUGUAUAACUAUUCUCUUCUAUAUAUGUAGAGAAAGACCAUAUGAACAUAUUAAAGGCUCUGAAAACAUAUGGAGUAGAGCAAAUGGUUAAACCUCUUUUAAUGCAGUGUUUCCUAAAUUUACUUGACUCAGUAUCUUUUUCAUCUCACAUCCCACAGAACUGGUGACUCCAUUAAACACACUGGUGAACACUGAGUUGAAGAGUAAUGAGGAAGCAGGAAAGAGAUAGUGAUCAGGCACCCAGAGCCUCCUUUUUUUAUCCAAAUGAAAGCUGAGGAGCAGACCUCAUUCCUGUGUGGGCCCAUCACCUUUAUCCUGAUCAUCUGAAUAUACAUCCACACCUCUCACCUGACCUGCUGAAAAAUAGAAACAAUAACUUUCUCACCCCCUUAUUCUUGCCCUCUUCACCCUGCAUAUACAUAUAGCAGCUGAGAGAUUACACUACGAGUGCUAAGAGAUGGACCUUAUACUCUUAAGUAACCCAGGCCCACACAGAAGAAAAAUGCUUUAUCCCCUUGAACAGACCCUUCUCCUCUUGACCGUGUCUUUAUGUGUCUAUGUGUAUCUGUGUGCAGGGUCUUUGAAGAGAGCAUGCAAAGUGCAAACUGUAUAAGCUAGAUUUUCUAGGGGCUGUGUUCUGGGGAUGCGGGUAGUGGGGAUUGUAUGGGGUUUUCUGUUUUGUUUCAAGAUAGUAAGCUGAGUGAUUAAGGGAGCCCUAGUGGAAAGAGUUCAGUUGUGGGUGUUGACGUAUAAAGCCUUCUCCAGUAUCACUGAGAUCAAGACAGCCAUGGAUAUAUAUGUCUAGGUUUGAAUCUCUGGGCCACAGAUUCUUUUUGCCUGCGUGGAGAGAGAAAGAGACAUCCUCAGUGAGGUGAGCUGUUUCUUGUUGAUUUCAGACAAGGUGCAUAUAGAAGCUUUGUGCUGAGUGGGUUUUUUGUUCUUAUUUUAAGUGCUGGGAAAUUAUGGCAGCAGUCACAGUGCUUGCAGGUUGUCAUCACUCUUGUUUGACCUUGAUUGCCUCAUCAAGGGGGCAUAGUUAUUCUUGAGGACUUCAUUCUCCUAGAAACAGAACUUUAGGGGAAAUGGCUGUGGCUUAGCUUUUUGGCUGAUGCAGGGUAGUGAGCUUUCCAGUUGAUUUUCCUCCAGUUCUGAAAAGGUGUCUACACUAAGACUCUUAACUACAGAACUUGCACAAGUAUUCUAGCACCCACUAGUUAAUGAGUUGGUCAUUGUUUCUCUUUAUUGAUGAUGUGUUAAUACCAAUCUUAUAAUUUAUAAAUUAUCUUGUAUGUAAGAGCAGUUUGUGGGUAGGGAGGGAGAGGCACAGAGGAUGGAAGUGGGAUAUUUUCUCUUUAAUACUUAGAUACUGGUUUUCUCUUAACACACUUAUUUCUCAGCUACAGUUGGUGGAACUAACCAGAGAGGCAAGAGAAAGUGAGCUGCAACAAUCUAGUUUAAUGACUCUUCCAUUUGCUUAGGAAAAACUGGGUUAAUCAUAGUUCCUCAGAGUCCUGGGCUCAAAUGGAGCCGAAAAUAAGGUCAUUUUGAUGACUGGGCUUCUUAGAGUGGAUAUGACUUGAGCAAUCCUGCCCCCACCUCCUUUCUGCUCUAAGCAGCAUUCCUUCUUGCCUGGAAUGCACUUCUCUUGCUUAUGUUCCUAUGAAUAGAGCAAAAUGGCCAGCCCUUUGUAAGGCAUCCUUUGUCCUAGGUCCUAAGAGACAGAAGCAUUUUAGUAGAAGGAUCAGUAACAGGAGAUGCCCUAGGGAAAUUGGACCGCAUUGGUAAAACUGGACUUUAUCAUUUCUUUUACCUUCCCACUAUGCCUCAUUCACUAACACAAAUCAGGUCUAUGGGAGCAAUGACUCAAAACCUUUUUUGGAUCACAGACCCUUUUGAGAAUCUGAUGAAAACCAAAAACUCACUUUUGAGAAAAAAGAUGUUAGUAAUCCUUCUAUUUUGCUUACACAUUUAGCAGGUUCAGAGCCCAUCCAUGGAAUCACUAAACUGAGGUCAAAGAAAGGGAGUUACCCUGACCCAGUAUGGUCAUUAUAUGUUUGUGACAAGAAUUAUAAGGCAAGGAUCACUAAACAUUUUAAGGACUAAGAUACCAGAGUCUGUAGGAUAUAGGAUAUAAAGAGAAAGUCUGGUCUUUAAUGACUUGAAAUGUAUUACUUACAUUCUACUCUAUGUCUAUAUCUAUAUCUAUAUCUGUAUCUAUAUAGAUAUAUGACAUGCUGACAAAUCGGCUCCUCACAAACCUUGUUUUAAAGACCCAUAGGAGGUGACUUUCCAUGCCAUCAGAUCUCACCUCUUAAUAACCAAAUGUUAACCUCCAGUCUUUGAUUUCUUUUAGUAAUUGUAAGGAGAGAAAGUGAAGCCCCCAAAGUCUAGAUACAGUCAUUGUACCCAACUGAAAGGCAUUUUGGAAUCCUAGGGCCUUCUACAGAAGGGGCAUCUUUUAGGUCAUUUCUGGUAAACCAGGGUCUUCUCUACCUCCAUCCAGAACCAGUUCCCUUGGACGAAAAAUAAAAUAAGCAACAGCCAUCA
Molecule: messenger RNA, 4394 nt
Organism: Camelus dromedarius (Arabian camel)
Lineage: Eukaryota; Metazoa; Chordata; Mammalia; Artiodactyla; Camelidae
Gene: ZNF641
Product: zinc finger protein 641
Exons: 6
Coding region: 219-1493 (424 amino acids)
Biological process (GO): regulation of DNA-templated transcription
Source: RefSeq, a predicted model, not a curated record